Molecule: messenger RNA, 693 nt
Organism: Caenorhabditis briggsae
Lineage: Eukaryota; Metazoa; Nematoda; Chromadorea; Rhabditida; Rhabditidae
Exons: 3
Coding region: 1-693 (230 amino acids)
Biological process (GO): methylation
Cellular component (GO): eRF1 methyltransferase complex
Molecular function (GO): S-adenosylmethionine-dependent methyltransferase activity; nucleic acid binding; protein methyltransferase activity
Source: RefSeq, a predicted model, not a curated record
AUGUCAAUUCCCACGCCACAAUAUCGUCUACAAGCGAUCCGGGCUCACGACAUCUAUGAGCCAGCCGAGGACACGUUCUUGUUGAUUGAUGCCAUCGAAAAGGAUAUCAAGGAAAUCCGUUCGCGCCAACCAAAACUGGUUCUAGAAAUCGGCUGUGGCUCGGGCGUCGUCUCGACGUUCGUCAAUCAGGCGUUGGGCGGAAACGUGACGUCGGUGGCGACGGAUUUGAAUCCGCACGCGUUGGAUGUGACACUGGAGACCGCCAAGUUGAACGACAUCAAAAUCGAUGUGGUACGCACGGAUUUGUUUGCUGGAUUAGAGAAUCUGGUUGGAAAGGUUGACGUGCUGCUCUUCAAUCCACCGUACGUGCCAACCGAAGAGGAGCCAAAGUCUAACAUCGAGUUGACCUACGCGGGCGGUCGAACCGGUCGGUCGACCCUCGACCGUUUGCUGCCACGUGUCCCGGAGUUACUGUCUCCGCGUGGCGUCUUCUAUCUCGUCGCCCUCCACUCAAACGACAUUCCAUCGUUGCUCAAAGAGCACGCCGAGCAAAUGACGGCCAGUGUGUCAAUGGAGCGCAGAUGCGGCAUCGAGCAUUUAUACAUUUUGAAAUUUGUUAAAAAUGACGUUUCCCCUCCCAAAAAUUCCAUUCCUGAUGUUGUUCCCACCGCCCCUCUUGCUGAAAGUGAAUAA